AAUUUCCUGUUGACUUUUUAUAGCCUGAGUAGCUGAUACAUAUUCAUGACUUUCUGAAAACUGGAAAUGGUGGGAAGGUACCACAUUACACCGCUCUGAAACCACAUCCUGACUCACCACGCUGACUAUGACGGCUUUAGCUUACCGCCUGAGCAAUCUUCCUCUCACUCUUCAGGCAUCAACGUUUUAGUGACUCCGGCGCCUCCGUCUCUCAUCAAGUUGGAGGAAAUCUCAUUAAAAAAAGAUAAAGCUGCUGUGUUUCCCCUGGCCUGCCCAGCUUCUGAAAACAGUGAGUCACCCCCAUGGCUCCUCCACCUCUGUCCUUAUCAUUGCUCUGGGGUCUGGCAUUACUUAUUGGUGGAGCAGCUGCAUCUUUCUGCAAUGUAACCUGCAACACUGACUACGAAAAUGUGCUGAACUGCUCCUGCUCAGGCUCUGUGCCAGCACUUCCUGUUCUUCUUAAUGUGACUUGCAGGCACAGAACCUAUGAUGAUAUCGUUGAAGGCAGCUGUGAGAUCCAACCUCCUCGGUCCUGGUGCACAAUCGUUAAGUCCCUCAUCUUGGUUGCAUCUGUGGGGACGAUGUGCAAUACCACAGCCAGUCAGCCCGGUAGCACGAAUCCCAGUGAGAUGACAAGCUGGGAGUUAUGGAACGCAGUAAAACUUGAACCUCCUGUUGAUGUCAAAGUGACAAACGUUACACUCCCUGCAUUCUACAACAUCACCUGGAGAAGCGACUAUGACGACUGUGUCGUCAGCAGAGUUCGCAUAAGAAACACGGAAGACCCGUUUCAGGUUCCAAUCAACGUGGAGUUAGAAGGGGAUGAGGAGCACUUUGAGCUGAAUCAGGAGAAGCUGCAACCUGGUGCCUCUUACGUCGCAGACAUCCAGGUCAAAUACUGUAAAGAUGCAUUCUAUCAGGGCCCGUGGAGUGAGUGGAGUUCUGGUGCCGAGUGGAGCACAGCGCGGUCUCCUCCUGAUGUAGAAGGAAUGAAUAGUUACUGGCUUUACAUCUCAACGCCCAUCAUUCUCGUCCUCGCCCUCCUGUUAUUGGGAUACCUGCAAAAACCGUGUUGGCAGAAAAAGCUACGAAUGAUUACAUACAUCCCCAGACCCAACGAAUAUUUCAAGCCCCUCUACCAGAACUACGAAGGGAAUUUUAAGGACUGGGUGAAGCCUGUGUUCAGCGAGCACGAUUACCUAAAGAUCAGCACAUGCGUCCCGAUGCCGAGCGAGAAGCAGAGCGACAUCUUCCACUGGUGCAACGACAAGCAGAGCUACAGCGAGGACGUGGAGGCGAAAGAUGGCGAGGGCUUCACCCCACAGCUUCCCAACAACCUGCUGCCGCACUUCCAGCACAGCGGCGCGUCGCAGGGCACCCUCCACUCCGCGGGACACGUCUCCAUCCACACCGUGACCUUGUCGGGAGAGGAGUUCGAGGGGGAAGUGACGUCACAGAGCUCGCUCCGAAGUUACCAGGAUGGAGAAAGCUUCGGCUCGUUCGAUGACACCCACAGGGAGGACGCUCCCUACAAUUCAGGGGACGCACAGGCGUCCCGCAUGGACCGGCACAGCGGCAUUUCACUACGAGAAAACCAACUAGCCAACGAUUUAAUCAUAGAGAACCAGAACUUUCAGGCAGACGGCGAGUUGAACGAAGAGAGGGUGUCGCUGGACUCAUUCGGGUCGAAUGAGCAGUCGGAGGACGGCUACCCUCACGUGGACUUGGACACCAUCGACAGUGGUUUUGGGGAGUGCAUCAGCCCCGGAGCCUCGGACUCACACUCAAACUCGUUUCCCGAUCACACACACUUAAACUCGAACUAUGUCAAGCAGUGGAUGAUAUGUAGCACGAUUCAGGAAGACGGCGGCAACGUGAGCAGUGAACUCAACGGCACGCAGCAACUGUAGCUUCUGAUGUUUUCAGAAUCCUCGAGCACUAUGUGCACGAUCUCUUCAUCUGUGUUCUUUGUGACUUUUCCAAUCAUGUUUUUAUUGAGCCAAGUAAAUGUUUCUUAAUUUAAAAUGUUUUUUUUUUAUUAACUGAGAUACUUGUGUGAUUCCAAUGAGACACUUUUUUUCCCGCCUUGCCUUUAUUUGUGCAGAAAAUCAGGCGCGUAUUUCAGCCUCAACGACGACUUGUUACAUAACUGUGAAAAAUGUAAAUAUUUACAUAUGUAAAUAUGUAACUAUAUUGUAUAAUCUGAUGGAAUCUGACUUUGGAA
Fundulus heteroclitus (mummichog) is the source of this 2224-nucleotide messenger RNA. It is a transcript of the gene il21r.1, whose product is annotated as interleukin 21 receptor, tandem duplicate 1. The record is from RefSeq and is a predicted model, not a curated record. Gene Ontology annotation, biological process: immunoglobulin mediated immune response; cytokine-mediated signaling pathway. The transcript has 9 exons. The coding region runs from base 303 to 1910 and encodes 535 amino acids. Gene Ontology annotation, cellular component: external side of plasma membrane. NCBI's taxonomy places the organism in Eukaryota, Metazoa, Chordata, Actinopteri, Cyprinodontiformes, Fundulidae. Gene Ontology annotation, molecular function: protein binding; cytokine receptor activity.